Neltuma alba is the source of this 2104-nucleotide messenger RNA. Its product is annotated as nicalin. Gene Ontology annotation, cellular component: membrane. Lineage: Eukaryota; Viridiplantae; Streptophyta; Magnoliopsida; Fabales; Fabaceae. Gene Ontology annotation, biological process: regulation of signal transduction. The transcript has 14 exons. The coding region runs from base 187 to 1884 and encodes 565 amino acids. The record is from RefSeq and is a predicted model, not a curated record.
ACACUGGCUACACUGGAACUGAGCUUCUUUCUCCGUCUUCCAUUCUCCCCUUCUUUUAUCUCUCUUCCCAAUCCUCUCGUUUUCCUACUGCGACCACCCUUACGACGUAUAAACAAUAUAUUUAUGUGAGCCUGCUAGAUCGCCACCAUCAUUCGCAGACCCCCCUAACCCUAGAUCUCCAUAAUUAUGGCGCCAAGAAAAGCUCGGGAGCCCCACCUGUUCCUGGAGUCCAUGUACUCAGUUAUUGCACUCCUCUUCCUCCUCGUUACUUGUGUUGAGCUCUGCGACGCUGCCACCGUAGUUGACGUCUACCGCCUGAUUCAGUAUGAUAUGUCCGGGGCUCCAUUCGGAUCUCGACUAGCUAGCCUCAAUCACCAUGCCGGCUCUCUCCACUUCUCUCCCCAUGCUGAUCUCUCACGCACUGUGCUCGUCAUACCGCUUCGCGAGUUGAACAUGACAUUUGUCAAAGAAUAUAUCGUUGAAAAGAAGCCACUGGGGGGCUUAUUAUUUUUGCUGCCUAAGAUGUUCAGUAUAGAAAAUAAAGGUGGCUUGAGAAGUGAUCAUCAAGAUGAUGGUAAGGAGCAGCUGAAGAAUGUGUUGGCUGAACUUGAACAGAUACUAAUACACAACAACUUACCUUACCCUGUGUAUUUUGCUUAUGAGGAUGACAACAUUCAUGCUGUGUUAGCUGAUAUAAAGAAAAAUGAUGCCACUGGCCAACCUGCUACUGCAACUAAUGGCGGAUACAAGUUUGUUGUUUCAGCUCCGGAGCCAAAGAAAGUCGCAUCUCCUACAAUUACAAAUAUUCAGGGAUGGUUGGCGGGAAAGAAGAUGGAUGAUGAUGCUAGUCAAUUACCCACCAUUGCUAUAGUGGCAUCAUAUGACACUUUUGGGGCUGCUCCUGCAUUGUCAGUGGGAAGUGAUAGUAAUGGAAGUGGUGUUGUGGCUCUCCUUGAAGUAGCUAGGUUGUUUUCUCUCCUCUAUUCUAAUCCAAAGACAAGAGGACAUUACAAUCUACUCUUUGGACUGACAUCUGGUGGGCCAUACAACUACAAUGGAACUCGUAAGUGGCUUCGCAGCCUUGAUCAACGUAUGCGUGAAAGCAUUGACUAUGCUAUCUGCUUGAAUAGUAUUGGCUCAUGGGAAAAAGAUUUGUGGAUUCAUGUGUCCAAGCCUCCAGAAAAUGUGUAUAUAAAGCAAAUUUUCGAAGAUUUUUCUAGCGUGGCAGAAGAGUUGGGCUUCACUGUUAAUCUAAAGCACAAGAAAAUAAAUAUUUCAAAUCCUCGAGUAGCUUGGGAGCAUGAACAGUUUUCUAGGCUGAGAGUUACUGCUGCCACCCUCUCUGAACUCUCCACUGCACCUGAGUUGCUAGAAAGGACGGGGGGCCUUGUUGACAGCAGGCAUUUUGCUGAUGAAACUGCAGUUGUCAGGAGUGUGAAGUUAAUUGCUGAGAGUCUUGCGAGGCAUAUUUACAGACAUCAAGGAAAAAACAUUCGGGUAUUCGCAGACAACAGUAGUUUGGCUGUAAAUCCUUCUUAUAUUCAAUCAUGGUUAAAUGUGUUGUCACAAACACCUCGGGUGGCACCAUUUCUGUCAAAAGAUGAUUCUUUUGUUGCUGCACUGAAAAAGGAAUUAGAAGAUCACACUGACCAGGUUGAUCUGCAACGAGAUGUGCUAGAUGGCAUGUUCACUUUCUAUGAUUCAACUAGGGCAAUGCUAAAUGUAUAUCAGGUUGCCAGUGUCACAUUCGACCUUCUGUUGCUGUUAGUAUUGGGUUCAUAUUUAAUUUUGCUCUUCAGUUUCUUGGUCAUCACAACUAGGGGCCUUGACGAUCUAAUCAGCUUAUUUCGACGUCCUCCCUCACGAAAAGUGAAGACCGCAUAGUGAUCAUAGGCCAGAUUUUCCAUCAAGGUUUGGCCAUGUAUUGCAAUUUCCAGUAGAACUUUAGGAUGAGUCUCUAGCGAACUGCAUAACGUUGAUUGGUUGAGAGGUUGGGAACAGCAAGAUGUAUGAUCUGUGUUCUGCGAAAAUGAGGACUCCUAGGCUCAAGUAAAAUUUUGAUGUUUAUUUUGAAAAUAUUGUUUGCUGCGUUUUGGCAGAUCAA